Messenger RNA from Vicugna pacos (alpaca), 5828 nucleotides. NCBI's taxonomy places the organism in Eukaryota, Metazoa, Chordata, Mammalia, Artiodactyla, Camelidae. The record is from RefSeq and is a predicted model, not a curated record.
UCAGAGUGGGAAACUCUUAUCUGUUAUGAUAGUGUCUGUAUGUGAAACACAUUAUUCAUCCUAAAAGUUCAGUAAAUGCUGAUUGAAUGAAAAUGACUCAGCACUGUAUUUGCACACCAUUUUUAACUUCUUUCUGGAGUCCCUGGUACCUAGCAUAGUUUGUGGUAGUAAAUUUUGGAAUGUCCUCACUUAAUUUUCAUACCUGAUAUGGAAGGCAGCAUGUUGCACGCAGACUUAGAGCAGAUUGCUAGGGAGCUUUUCCAGGUCCUCCUAUUCACUGUAUGGCCUUGGGCAGGUUAUUUAACCUUUCUGCAUCUCAGGUAUUUUUCUGAGAUAUGGUGACACCUGCCUGGUAGGAACAUUGUGAGGAUAGAUGUCAAGACACAUAGGAUGGCAUCUGCCACGUGAUUAAUUUUGGUUAAUAUCAUUCUGUUUCAUAGAUUAGGGGAGAGGAAGUUAUCCCAAGGACUUUAGAUGAAAAACUUGUUCCAGUUUGGGUAUACAAUGCCUGCCAUUUAUUGAGAGCUUACUGUUUUCCUGCUACUGUGCUAAGACUUCUUGGGCUGCUUGUAAACAGCUCCAGGCCUCAUUCAGGGAGCAUGAUGAGAAAUUUGGUAAUUUGUUAUUGCUUCAUGGUACAUUUCAACGUUUUGCUAUACUAUUCCUAACUGAUUAUUGCCAUUGACUCAUGCUUUUGCAUUAGGGAUGACAUAGGCUUAUGAUAGCAUAAUGAUGUGGUGUGUUUGCUGAAAGUUGGCACUUUCAAUGUUAAGGAUAGGAAAGCAUAGAGGAUGAAGUAACUCCAAAACAGCAAAACACACUGUUGUAACAAUAAUAUAUAUUGUUAACAUAAUGUGGGGAAGGAAGCGUUGUUUACCUUGGGUCAAGGGUAGGUUAGUGUGCACAUACAGCAUUCAUUCACUUAAGAGUGCCGACUUCAGUAUCUGAGCCUCUGUUGGUCUGUAAACAGUGACUGUAUUUUAAAAAACCAUUUGUGUGUACAGUGCCUGUCAUUUCUUGAGAACUUACCGUGUGCCAGCUACUGUGAUAAGUCCUUUACGUAUUUCUUAUUUUAGCCUUAGGACAGCUGAAUGAGUAACAUAACCCACUUUAUGAUAAUUUGCUCUUGGUCACAUUGCUCAUUUUACGUAAUCAUGAUGCAAGCGCCAUCUGACUCAAAGCCUGUAUUAUAUUGCCUGUACCAGUGCAACAAAUGAUAACAUAAAAGAUAUUAAAUACUUACUGAAUAAGGGAGUAAGUCGUGUUAUGAACUUGAAUAAGACACAGUCCCUGUCCUCGAAGAACUUAGAGGAGAGACAGGGAAGUAAAGCAGUGAUCAGGCUGCAGGGUUAGAAGAGUUAUGGUAGAGAUGUGCACCUGGUGCCGAGGGAGUCCACAGUCCGCAGGAGAGGCUCCUGCAGUGGGGAGGAACAGGAGGGAUCCUUCCUUGAAGAGAUGGAGUUUGACCCAAAAGGCAACCUCUCGACUUCUAGUAAAUUACCCAGAGCCCUAUCGUUCUCAAAUAUUGGAUUAUCUCUUUAAGCCGAACUUCGGUGCCUCUUUGCAUAUUCUAAAAGUUGAAAUAGGUGGUGAUGGGCAGACAACAGAUGGCACCGAGCCCUCCCACAUGCACUAUGCAUUAGAUGAGGAUUAUUUCCGAGGAUACGAGUGGUGGUUAAUGAAGGAAGCGAAGAAGCGGAACUCUAAUAUUACACUCAUGGGGCUCCCGUGGUCCUUCCCAGGAUGGCUGGGGAAAGGUUUCAACUGGCCUUAUGUAAAUUGUCAGCUGACUGCCUACUAUGUCGUGACCUGGAUUGUGGGUGCCAAGCAUUAUCAUGACCUGGACAUCGAUUAUAUUGGGAUUUGGAAUGAGAGGUCAUUUGACGUCAAUUAUAUCAAGGUGUUAAGAAGAAUGCUGAACUAUCAAGGCCUCCAGCAAGUGAAAAUCAUAGCGAGCGAUAACCUCUGGGAGCCCAUUUCUGCUUCUAUGCUGCAUGACCCCGAGCUCUUGGAGGUGAUUGAUGUUAUAGGAGCUCACUACCCUGGAACCCAUACAGUAAAGGAUGCGAGGCUGACUAAGAAGAAGCUUUGGUCUUCUGAAGAUUUUAGCACUUCAAAUAAUGAUGUGGGUGCUGGCUGCUGGGGUCGCAUACUGAAUCAGAAUUAUAUCAAUGGUUACAUGACUGCCACAAUUGCUUGGAAUUUGGUGGCUAGUUACUAUGAGCAGUUGCCAUAUGGACGUUGCGGACUGAUGACUGCACAGGAGCCAUGGAGCGGGCACUAUGCUGUAGAAGCUCCUAUCUGGAUAUCAGCUCAUACCACACAGUUUACUCAACCAGGUUGGUAUUACCUGAAGACAGUUGGCCAUUUAGAGAAAGGAGGAAGCUACGUAGCUCUGACAGAUGGCUUAGGUAACCUUACCAUCAUCAUUGAAACUAUGAGUCAUAAACAUUCCAUGUGUAUACGGCCAUUUCUUCCCUAUUUCAAUGUGUCACAACAAUUUGCUACCUUCGUCCUUAAGGGUUCUUUUAGUGAAAUACCAGAGCUACAGGUGUGGUAUACCAAACUUGGAAAACCAUCUGAGAGAUUUCUUUUCAAACAACUGGAUUCUCUAUGGAUCAACAGCGGCGGCAGCUUCACGCUGGAACUGCAGGAGGACGAGCUGUUCACACUCACCACCCUCACCACUGGAAGGAAAGGCAGCUACCCGCUGCCCCCCAAGUCCCAGCCCUUCCCCUGUGUCUACAACGAUGACUUCAAUGUUGAUUACCCAUUUUUUAGUGAAGCUCCAAAUUUUGCUGAUCAGACUGGCGUAUUUGAAUACUUCAUGAAUAUUGAAGACCCCGGAGAGCAUCGCUUCACACUGCGCCAGGUUCUCAAUCAAAGACCCAUUACUUGGGCUGCUGAUGCGUUCAACACGAUCAGUGUUAUAGGAGAUUACCAAUGGUCCAAUCUGACUAUAAAGUGUGAUGUCUAUAUAGAGACCCCUGAGAAGGGGGGUGUGUUCAUUGCUGGAAGAGUGAAUAAAGGUGGCAUUUUGAUUAGAAGUGCCAGAGGAGUUUUCUUCUGGAUUUUUGCAGAUGGAACCUACAGAGUUACAGGUGAUCUAGCUGGAUGGACCAUAUAUACUGUAGGACAUGCUGACAUUACAGCAAAAAAAUGGUAUACGCUCACUUUAACUAUUAAGGGUGGCUUCUCCUCUGGCCUGCUGAAUGGCCGGCCUCUCUGGAAGAACGUGUCCGUGACCUUCCCGAAGCACGGCUGGGCCGCGAUAGGAACGCACUCCUUUGAGUUCGCACAGUUUGACAACUUCCACGUGGAAGCCGCACACUGAUACUCAUGAAGUGCCACGGAACCCUGCAGGGAUUUUCUUUUUUUUUUUGGUUUUGGUUCAGAGCCAAUUCUUGUUUUGAUGGAUCGAUAGAUGAGCCUUUUGGAGGCUAAAAAUAAUGAAGAGAAAUGGGGAGAAAAACAUAUUUUUGCUAGACCCCCUGGAAGAUUUUUUUUUUAACUAAUUCCAAGGGGAAACGGAUGAACCUCUGACGUGACCUGGUAAUGUCCUGCAGACAGGACCCUGGGUACGUCGGUCCUGUCCUUAGGAGUGGCUUGGGUGUUCAGACCUCAAAGCCUUGUGUUAAGCUGAGGGAGCUCUCGUCAUCUUACUUGCAAGUGACCAUGCAGAUGGCAGCAAUGUGAUCAUCACUGUGAUGCACUUCCUCAUGCUGACCGCGUGUCCAAGGGAGCUGGCGACCUCCUCGCAGGUGACGCUGCCGCACCAGGAAGCUGAAGGACACUGGAAGUUCUGCUUUUUGAAAACCACUUCAACGUGUUAUGCUUACACACUAACAAGUAUUUGUCUUUUCCUUUUUAAGAUGAUGCUUUUGAAUUAUAGACAUGAUGGGUGGGAUGAUUUGAAAAAUGCCUCAUUAAUAAACUACCUCCAAAGCUAUUUCUACACUAAUAAAUAUCAGUGGAUUAAUUGAGUCAUCUGCAAUUUUAUUUCUUUUGAAUCCAACUUUUGGUCUUGUGACCCUUGUAACUCUCUGCGGCUGAAAGGAGGACGGAAACCCCACAUAGCCAAUGCUGGAAGCGAGUCCAGAGGUAAAUUGUAGCAGUUUUUUUGUGUUUCAUUUCAUUGUGCCUUUAAUGAUCUGUCUUCUCUUGUGGCGCUGGAGACAGACUGAAAUAGUGAAUGAAUACAUUUAUCACCUUGUGCUUGGAAGAAGAACCCUUAGCCUUUAGCUAGUUCACAGAAUUGGAUCAUCCUCUAACAUUUUGUUUGGUUAGAUGCAUUUAUUUCGUUGAAGUACAAAUAUGUUUAAGCACGGGUGAGCGGAUUUCUAAUGCAGUGUAAUUUAAGUCAAAGCAUUAGUGUAUCUCGUAGAAACAGCUCAGUUAUGCAUGUGGAUAAAGUAAAUUCUGGAAUUCUUUAUAAUGAAAGCUUAAAGCUUUGUUGAAUGAAUUCUACAAUUUUUGAGUUUGUAGUGGUUUAACGUAGACUAAACUGACAUGAAAUUUUGUAUUACUGUUAGAGACAAGAAACUAAAUAUUAGAAUAAAUUAGAUUACGGAGAAAAUUUUAAAGUUUAAACUCAAGUCUAAGUGAUUUCCAGUUUAGGUCCCUACAUAUUUUUAAAAAUUAACUUUAUUGAGGUAUAAUUUACAUACAAUAAAAUAUUCCCAUUUUAAGUGUACAGUUCAGUGAGUCCUGAUAAAUGGAUACACCCAGGUAACCAACACCCCAACCAAGAUAUUGAACAUUUCCAUCACCCUAGAAAGCUCUCUUGUACACCUGUGCAGUCAUUUCCCUCACCCCCGACCCCGAUGUCAGGCAACCACUGAUCUGAUCUCCAUCACUAUUGGUAAGUUUUCUUUGUUCCAAAACAUUAUAAAAGUGACAUCAUGCACUUGGUAUUCUUUUGUGAAUGGUUUCUUUCAUUCAACAUAAAGCUUUUGAAAUUUGUCUAUGUGCCAUGUAUAUCGACGGUUUGCUCCUUAUUUCAAAGAUUAUUCCGUGGUAUGAGUAUAACACAAUUUGUCCCCCGGUUUUUGGUAUUGCAAAUAAAGCUGUUACAAACAUUUGUGUACAAGUCUUUGUGUGGACAUAUGUUUUCAUAUUUUCUGGGUAAAUACCAAGGAGUGAAACUGCUCAAUCUUUUGGAAGUGUGUGUUUAACUUUAUAAGAAAUUGUCAAACUGUUUUCCAAAAUAAUUAUGUGAUUUUACAAUCCCAUUAGCAAUGUUUGAGAGUUUUUGUUGCUGCACAUUCUUGUCAAGGCUUCCUAUUGUUACUCUUUCCAAUUUUAAUCCUUUCUUGUGGCUUCGUAAUAUGUGCACUAGAUACGGAGCAUCUUUUCCAGGGCUUAUGUGUCAUUCAUAUAUUUUUGUGAAAUGUCUGUUCAAAUCUUUUGCUCAUUUAAAAAAUUUUGUUCUCUGUCUUCAUAUUGAGUUAUAAGAGCUCUUUAUACAUUUCGAGGAGAUUUUUUUUCUCCAAGUCUAUAUCUUUUGAAGAGUAUAAAAUUUUAAUUUGUAAGUCCAGUUUAUCAUUUUUUUCUUUUAUGGUAGGUGUUUUUUUGGUAUCCUCAGACAUCUUUGUUUACCCCAAGUUCACGGGAAUUUUCUCCUAGAAGUGUAAUAUAUUUAGCUUUUACAUUCAGCUCUGUGAUCCACUUUGUAUUACUUUUUGUACAUGAUGAGAGGUGAGGAUUGAGGUUCAUUUUUCCUGUAUGGAUAUUUAGUUUUUCCGGCAUCAUUUGCUGAAAAGACCUUCCUUUGUCAAAAAUCAAUUGACUGUACAGCCAGUAAUAAACUCCGUAUUCCAUUCUACUGA